Messenger RNA from Protopterus annectens (West African lungfish), 1739 nucleotides. RefSeq names its product protein phosphatase 1 catalytic subunit gamma (gene PPP1CC). The transcript is spliced from 7 exons. Bases 138 to 1109 code for a protein of 323 amino acids. Gene Ontology annotation, molecular function: protein serine/threonine phosphatase activity. Lineage: Eukaryota; Metazoa; Chordata; Ceratodontiformes; Protopteridae. The record is from RefSeq and is a predicted model, not a curated record. Gene Ontology annotation, cellular component: cytoplasm; nucleus.
CCGGCGAAUAGUGUUUCGCCAUUUUGUUUUCUGAUUGGGAAGGGUUCUAAUUCCGUUUUAGCUGUCAAGCUGCAGCCGAGUUAACGGGUCGUGCUUUUCCAUUCUCCACGACCCGCUCUGUGGCUUAUUUUAGAGUAAUGGCAGAUAUCGAUAAGCUAAAUAUUGAUAGUAUUAUCCAGCGACUCUUAGAAGUGAGGGGAUCAAAGCCAGGAAAAAAUGUCCAGCUCCAGGAAAAUGAGAUCAGAGGUCUUUGUCUCAAAUCUCGUGAAAUUUUCCUUAGUCAACCUAUUCUUCUAGAACUUGAAGCGCCACUCAAAAUCUGUGGUGAUAUCCAUGGUCAGUACUAUGACUUGCUUCGACUGUUUGAAUAUGGAGGGUUUCCACCAGAGAGCAACUAUUUAUUUUUGGGUGACUAUGUUGACCGAGGGAAGCAGUCACUGGAGACGAUAUGCCUUCUUUUGGCAUAUAAAAUUAAAUAUCCAGAAAAUUUUUUCCUCCUUAGAGGAAAUCACGAAUGUGCCAGCAUUAACAGAAUUUAUGGGUUUUAUGAUGAAUGUAAAAGAAGGUACAACAUUAAGCUGUGGAAGACCUUUACAGAUUGCUUUAAUUGCCUGCCUAUAGCAGCUAUUGUGGAUGAGAAGAUUUUCUGUUGUCAUGGAGGAUUGUCACCAGACCUUCAGUCUAUGGAGCAGAUCCGACGAAUUAUGAGACCAACUGAUGUGCCUGACCAGGGUCUUCUGUGUGAUCUUUUGUGGUCUGACCCAGACAAAGAUGUCCUAGGAUGGGGAGAGAAUGACAGAGGAGUGUCAUUCACAUUUGGAGCAGAAGUAGUAGCAAAGUUCCUCCAUAAACAUGACUUGGACCUAAUCUGCAGAGCUCAUCAGGUGGUAGAAGAUGGCUAUGAAUUCUUUGCAAAGAGACAGCUGGUGACUUUAUUUUCAGCCCCAAAUUACUGUGGAGAGUUUGAUAAUGCUGGUGCAAUGAUGAGUGUAGAUGAAACAUUGAUGUGCUCUUUUCAGAUAUUAAAACCAGCAGAGAAAAAAAAGCCAAAUGCAAGCAGACCGGUUACCCCACCAAGGGGCAUGAUCACAAAACAAGCCAAGAAAUAGGACAGUCUGGCAUUGCCUAGUUGGACUUGUAUGAUAGUAUAAUCGCCAUUUUUAACAUUUCCUUUUUGUGUAAUGUGUAUUGGUCGACUUGCUUGAAGUAGAUUUCUACAUGUCUUGUGGUUUCUCUGCUGUGGUUUUAAUGAACUGCCUUUGCUGCAUGCAGCAGCAGCAACUCAACGGUUCUAGAAAGGAUGGAUGAAUACUAAGUUUAUAAACAAUUGACUGGUUACUCUGCAGAAGUUAUGUACAAUCCACUGCAGUUUAUCUUCGUUCCUCAAUAUGAUUUUAAAGUUGACUGGAUAGUAAUUUUUUUUUUAAUUUUGGUAGUCCAUUAUAGCAUAAGUUCCAAGGAUUCAUGGAGGCACUAGUGUGCUGGUGAGACAUUUAAGGUUUGUCAUGUUGGAACCUUCAUAUUUCUACAGACCACUGUGAAAGUAAUUUAGAAUUCAGACUUUGCUUUUAUUUUCUAUUUUAAAAGGGAUUGCAUUUUCCUUGUUUAAUGUACACUUGUUUCAUAUUUGUCAUAAUAGAAAAAAUUGUCUUGCCAGCAUCACUGGAAUUGAUGUAUAUUUGAGUAAGCACAUUUCCCAUGCUGUAUACUUUAAAUGACAAUUAAAAGCCAUUAUUUUA